GUUCUCUUCAGUAGUUUCCCUUUCAAAGGCUGGUCCAUUUUCCAUUUCUUGAUGCUCCUUUCCUCAUGCACCAUUCUGGCUCAGAACCGAGACAGACACUGUCCCGCAUGAGCCCGUCGUGACCAUGGCUGAGGCACCGGCCGAGGAUGCGGCCGUGCCAGUAGAGGCCACGGGAGAGGGCAAUGAGUCGCCCAAGGGGAAACGGCCUGGCUUCAAGUCGCAGUUGGCCAAUCCGCCCAAGUGGACUAUGGCUAGCAAGCCGAAAAUGAUCAUUGGAGGGCCAGUUCCAUCUUGGCAGGAAAGCAUUCCAGGACCCCAGUACAACUACUCCACCGACAGCUUCAAACACAAGCAGCCUGUGUGGUCCAUGCGCACCAAGCCGGAGAUGGUCAUUGGUGGCGGUGUUCCUUCAUGGACUCGCUCCAUCCCCGGACCCCAGUACAGCUUCCCCACAGACUGCUACAAGGAGCGCCAGCCGGUCUAUAGCAUGCGCGGGCGUGGAGAGGAUGCCCAGAAGAUCACACAAUCAGCUCCUGAGAUCUCAACGGAUCAGCUGAUGAAGGGCUUGGAUGCUUCGCGCAAGAAGCCGCCCAGCUGGAGUUUGAAGUCAAGGCCUAAGAUGGUGCCAGGUGAUGCUGUGCCCUCCUGGGUGAACUCGAUCCCAGGUCCCAAAUACCAUCCGCCCUGCGACUCCUUCAAGAAGAAGUCACCUGUUUACUCCAUCGGGCAGAAGCUGCCCAGCGAGUCUGACUUGAUGAAGGUCAGAAGCCCAGGGCCCUUGCGCUACAGUGGUCCUGCCAUGGAUUCCAAAAAACAAGAGCUGGUGGACAGCACCAGGAACAAGAGCUUCUCCUGCUCUUUUGGCGUGGGACCACGUUGGAAGGGUCCUGUCUCCGAGAUGGUGAUGACCGGUGCCCUGGCUCGCUAUGACCGCCCAUGUCUUUGACCGAUGCGCGAAAUCCGGGACCCGUCGACCUGCGACCGGCCCCUCCGUAGGAGGGGUGGCUUGCCCGGGUGCCUUUCAGGGAGAUCCGCCGAAGGGCGCUCACUGAGUCACUGAGGGCAGAA
Molecule: messenger RNA, 1068 nt
Organism: Durusdinium trenchii
Lineage: Eukaryota; Dinophyceae; Suessiales; Symbiodiniaceae
Source: the annotation of a GenBank genome assembly